Molecule: messenger RNA, 1568 nt
Organism: Betta splendens (Siamese fighting fish)
Lineage: Eukaryota; Metazoa; Chordata; Actinopteri; Anabantiformes; Osphronemidae
Exons: 4
Coding region: 95-427 (110 amino acids)
Source: RefSeq, a predicted model, not a curated record
UCCCCCUCUCUGUUCAUUCCGGCCUGAGUGGAUCGGGACUAUUACACCUUUGCUCUCUCUCUGUUCUGGUUGUGUGGAUCUGGACCAUUGGAUCAUGUGCAGCUGCAGUUUUCUGUCUGUGUCCCUGAGUGGAGUGUCCAUGAUCCUGCUGCUGAUGGCGGGCUGUGAGACAGAGCAGUUAGACUUCACCCCACCUCCAGACUACGACUACAGCGCCACCUUCAACUAUAGCUUCUACAGCAACGCCAGCGAUGAGGACUUGGACAAGUUCAGCGAACGAUUUAUUGUAGAGGAGACUGCUACCGUGGAAACCAGCGGAGAAACUACAGAGAGCGAUGCUGUAUCACUUCAGCCGUCUCAGGAAAUCUGGAUGUUCGUCUGGACCCUAAUGAUCCUGAAUCUGCAGCAGCUGCAACAAACACUAUGAGACUCACAGGUCUCCGACUCGUCAUGCUCCCCGUGUGUCCAGCAGGAGGCGCUGUAUUGUCACUGGCUGCUCAUUCUGUUUAAUGAAGCAGCAGCUGACAACAGUAUUUCUGCAUGUAGUCAUACUUUUCAUGGUUCAUUUUGUGAUUAGCUGUUGUCAGUUUGAUCCUGCAGAAACCAGUGAAGGUCGCCUGAUCUGAUGCAGGAGGAGUCAGUGCCUCCUGUGACCUUUGACCCCAGCAGAGAGCCACACCUGCUGAAUAUUUGGUGGAGCUCAGCCAAUCACAACUUUCCUUAGUUAACUUGUCAUCACCUCUCUCCACAUGUAAAGUCCAAAUGGAGGGAACCACACAGUGAAACAGGUCUGAACAUUCAGACUGAUGCUGUGGCACUUUCUGUUUUAAUAAUGCAUUAAAUCGUCCUCAGUUUGAGACAUUAUCACGGUGCCUCACAGAGCUUAUCUUACUGUAGUUGAGGUGAUCUAGAUCAAUCUAUCUGAGAUCUGAGAUCAGUGUGAUCCCUCUUGCUUUGGCCAGUUCCAGAUUGUUCUGAGGAGUUUUGGAAGAUAAAUACCAUGAGGUGAUAUGAUUCUGAUUGUCAAAUUAAAAGUCUGAUAAAUAUGGAGUCUUGUCAAACUUCAAGUCCUGCCCAAACAUUGUAUAAGAUGUUAAAUUAUGUUUUCCUGUGGGUAAAUUGUUUUAUUAUAUCAUGAGAAUGUUAAAAUUAACUAUUUACAUUGAAACAUUGUGGUUCUAUCACUUUAAUAUUUGUUGUCUUGCAAUGAAAAGCAUGAAAUGUUAUUUUGUUGUGGAUAAUUGAUGACUAUGCUGCGCAAGUCAAAGCAGGUGUCAGUCGCCCAGUGAGAGCUGGAUUAGUUUAUGUGACUGAACCUGAGGCUGCCACACAAGCUAUGAAGGAAAGAAGCCGGAGGAAAUGGACUAAAUAUGACCCGUGGACUGUAACAUGUUAAAUGCUGAGGAUCCCGUCUAAACGUUGAACUAUGUCCAUAUUACUAGUCCUUUUCCUGUUCUGUAAUUUUUAACAUAUUGUGAGUUUAAUCAGUGGUUCCGUGAUAAUUCAACAGGUCCAAUUAGCGUCUGCUUCUGAUCCAACUAACUGAAUAAACCAGUAUGACCCACUGA